Lentinula edodes (shiitake mushroom) is the source of this 657-nucleotide messenger RNA. RefSeq lists its product as uncharacterized. Gene Ontology annotation, molecular function: sequence-specific DNA binding; zinc ion binding. Lineage: Eukaryota; Fungi; Basidiomycota; Agaricomycetes; Agaricales; Omphalotaceae. Gene Ontology annotation, biological process: regulation of DNA-templated transcription. The transcript is spliced from 2 exons. The coding region runs from base 1 to 657 and encodes 218 amino acids. The record is from RefSeq and is a predicted model, not a curated record.
AUGCCAUACCCUGGUGGUCCUAUAAACAGCAAUGUUCCCGUGGUAUAUACCGAGGACGCGGCCACGAAAUUGAGUGAUCGCGUGCGGAGAAGGUGCUUCAAUUGCUGCACUACUGACACAAGUACAUGGAGGAGAAGUAAUCUCAGUCCGGGAAAAGUGCUGUGUAAUAAAUGUGGCCUGUUUGAGCGCACACAUUCUAGGCCUCGUCCUGAACAGUUCCCUCAUAAACGUGGUCCACUUGCUUCUUCGACGCUACGCUCUCGUUCUCCACCUGUACCUCAUUCCUUACCGUCGCCAUCGAUGCAUAACCAGUCCACUGGUCAUGGUUCGCAUCCUCAAGGCUCACCUCCAAUGUCAAGUCAUAAUACACUUCCUCCGAUUUCCCCUCCUUACUCUUAUUCUCAUCCACCUCAUCCUUCGCUAGCUCCCCUGAGCUCAGUUGCACCUCCAACAUCUAAUGGUAGUCACCAUGAAUUGAAGAGAGAGGAGGAUCACAAAAAGUCAUUGUCUAGGCCUUGGCAAGACCGAGGGUCCCCACCGAUUUCGAAACGCUCACCCCCAAGCGGACGGGCUUCCCCAGUUCCUCCGCCAAUGAGCUCUGUUUCGACAGCAUCCGUCAAAUCUUCUCGAUCGCGCUACGAGCGUGAUGAAAAUUAA